This is a messenger RNA of Larimichthys crocea (large yellow croaker), 3577 nucleotides long. Its product is annotated as zinc finger protein 513-like. Gene Ontology annotation, cellular component: nucleus. Lineage: Eukaryota; Metazoa; Chordata; Actinopteri; Sciaenidae. The transcript is spliced from 7 exons. The coding region runs from base 361 to 1968 and encodes 535 amino acids. Gene Ontology annotation, molecular function: RNA polymerase II cis-regulatory region sequence-specific DNA binding; DNA-binding transcription activator activity, RNA polymerase II-specific. Gene Ontology annotation, biological process: regulation of transcription by RNA polymerase II. The record is from RefSeq and is a predicted model, not a curated record.
CCGGAGCCCGGACCCGGCGUACCUCUGUCAGCAGCAGCGGUGUGUAUAUGUGUGUGUGUGUAUGUGUGUGCGCAACAAAAGACUUUGAGUUCGCCACAUUUGUUCGACGGCUGUUAUAUUUCUGUGGACUUUAUCACAGGUUUUAUGUCGGUGUUGCUAACGUUAGUGAUGACACCGCCGCUGUUACCGUCCGUUGGAGGAAGAGGAAGAGGAAGGAGGUGAUGAUGAUGAUGAUGACAUGCAGUUAGCUGGCUGCCUGUGGCUGCCUGACAGUCGGACAGUCGGACGGAUUUUCAGCCCGCUGUGCGUGGCGGUGUCCCCCCCCACACACGACCGGAGCAGGACCGACGAGAGGCGAAGAUGCCGCGGAGGAAACAAUCCAACCCUCAGCCGGUGAAACUGGAGUCGGAGGCCGGGGCGGAGGUGUGCGAGUCGGGCUGCCUGGUUCUGGAGAGCGACUUCCUGCUGAGUGGAGAGCUGGAGUUUGGAGACUCUGAGAUCAUGGGGCUGGAUAGAGAGUCAGGGAUGACCGUCUUCUCUCUGAGCGUCGAGGACGACCCUUCAGCACCGACAGGCUCCGCCUUCCCGGCGUUCCUCUCCUGUAAAGGAUGCGGUCAGCUCCUCGGAGACAUGCCUCUGGCGGCAGGUUUAGAUCUCGGUGUGGGCCUGGACCUUGGCGCAGAGCUUUAUUGUCUGACCUGUGAGGAAGGCUUUCAGCAUGAAGCGUCAGUCGACUCCUCUCAGGUGGAGGAAUCAAACCUGGCCGACGGAUCCAUCAGCGACGGCUCCGACAGAAAGAGGAGAAGCGCGAGCAAGGCGGGCGAAGCCGGCGACCUCCCUCCCAAACUGUUCUCCUGCUCGCUGUGCGCCUUCACCUCUCGCUACUCCAACCACCUCAAGCGCCACAUGAGGACCCACGAUGGCCAGAAGCCGUACCGCUGCCCCGUCUGCCCCUACGCCUCGGCGCAGCUCGUCAACCUGCAGCGCCACGCCCGCACCCACACCGGGGAGAAGCCGUACGGCUGCCACCAGUGCAGCUACGCCUGCAGCUCCCUCGGCAACCUGAGGAGACACCAACGCAUGCACACGCAGGAGAGGCCGCAGAGGAGGCCGAAGGAGAAAAGACGAGGGAGGCGGAAAAAAGCCGAAACUGAAGAAGUCGUGUCAGACCUGACCCUCCGGGUGUCCCAGGACUCGGGUUACCUCCAGACGUUAGGGGGCCUCGGCUCUCCCUCCGCCCCGCUCCCCGUCCUCCUCUUCCCCCUGUGCUGCCGGGCGUGCGGCCUCACCCUGGAGGAGGCCGACCUGGACGGGGAGAAAGCGGAGGGAGACGGGGAGAGCGACGGAGGACAGGUGUGUCGUCGCUGCUCGUUGGACCUGCUGUCCAAAGAUGGAUCCGGGCCUCCCUGCAGUCCGACCGCGUCUCGCGGUUCCCGGCGGGGUCAACGUGGCACCAAGCUGUACCACUGCCCUCACUGCCCCUUCCUGUCCCACUACCCCAACCACCUGGCCCGCCACGCCCACACCCACUCUGAAGAGAAACCCCACCACUGCCCGCACUGCACCUACACCUCCACGCACCUCGACAACCUCAAGCGGCACAUGCGCGUGCACACGGGCGAGAAGCCCUACCAGUGCCCGUCCUGCAGCUACGCCUGCGGGAACCUCGCCAACCUGCGGAGACACGAGCGCAUCCACUCGGGCGCCAAGCCCUUCCACUGCGGCGUCUGCGGCUACUCCUGCAACCAGAGCAUGAACCUGAAGAGGCACAUGCUGCGGCACACGGGCGAGAAGCCGUACGCCUGCGCCGAGUGCGACUACACCACGGGGCACUGGGACAACUACAAGCGCCACCAGAGGAAACACGGACACAACGCGGACAGCUGGGACAAACACGCACCUAUCAACGGCCUCAGCUGGGGCAGAGACACUCAGGAGAGCCAGAGUCAGGGACAGGAACACAGUUAACACACUGUGUGUGUGUGUGUGUGUGUGUGUGUGUGUGUGUGUGUGUUGUAUACACUGGUGAACCUCCAGCUCAGGUUGGAGUUAAACUCAGGUGCCUUUGACAGACUGAACGACUGUAAUGCUGCACUGACUUUAUCAAGGGGCAUUAAUCUUUGUGUGUGUGUGUGUGUGUGUGUGUGUGUGUGUGUGUGUGUGUGUGUGUGUGUGUGUGUGUGUGUGUGUGUGUGCGCUGCAUAAACACACAUCACACACUUUUUUUUUUUUUUUUAGCAAAUGCAGUUUCACAAAAAUCCAACGUGCAGUUCUCAAAUCAGAAUGUGACUUUUCUAAGCCGUACGUGUGUCACGAAGCCGGUCCGACGAAUCGAGAUGUUUAUUUUUUUUCUCUACAGAUAAUCUAUAUUUUUUAAACGUGAGAGGAUUUUUCUUUUCGUGAUAUCAGGGUGGAUCAUCUUCUCUCAAGCUUUAAGUCUGGCUGAGCGUUUUAAUCCUUGACCUCACCUGAGAAUCUUCAGCCUCAUCUCUGAUUAGUUUGUUAAACGGCCGCUGAAGAACUCCUGUGUCAGCUGGAAAUGACGAUAACUUGACGAAUAUGUCGCCCACACUGAAGAAUCAAGUGAAAAAAUAGCAAGCAGUGUCAGGUUUUACAGUUUUGAAUGCAGGAAAGUUUAAGAUAUCGAGAAUAAAUCGUGAUGUUUCUAAAGCAAAAGACUGAAUGUGACGAGAGAGAAAAGCAGUUUUGAGGCGUGACAUUAUAAAAGGAAAUGCAGGAGGCCUUUUCACACGUGACAUCAUGAUCAAAGAUCUAUUUUCUUAACGCUGAUAUUUUGUAAAGCUUGACGUUAUUUAAAGGCCAUUUCUCCUCGAAGAGAGGAGGAGCCGUGUUGUUGUCGAGGUGUUACAUGCCUUUUCUGUCAGUCUUGGAUUUUUUUUUUUUAUCUAGAUCCUGAAAAAUCCUGAAAUUGAAAGACUUUAAUUCCAGGAGGAGGUCGGCCUUUCAUAUAAAUAAUCAAACGUCUUUAUUUCAGUUCAUUUCUUUGCAAUUAUUUAGUCGAAUCUGGGUUCAGAUGUUCGUGAAGUUCGACCGCUUCUACCAGCGUAUUGAUCCCGAAGCGGUUCCUUCAGGCUUGUGUGUUUUUUUUCUAAGUUCAGGCUCAGUAAAGCAGCUCCGCCUCGUCUUCAAACUCAAAUCUUAAUGUCAAUACUGUGAAUUUAUCGGGCUGAGCUGCGGAGACGUUAAAAAGACACGGUUGUUCCACAAGCUGGCUUUUUUUUGUUUUGUUUUGUUUGAGCAGUGACCUUAAAAUAAUCUUAAAUAUAAAGCCCCUGGAGCUCGAGGGCUUGUCAUAUCAAACUCAUCUCAUUUCUUUUUUUAAAGCUUGUUUGCUUUCGUCCUCUUUGUCAGGCAUAAAGACUGUAAGCAAAGGGAAACGGCUAGCCUGACUGUCCACACGGGACUACCAACACCUCUGAAGCUCACUGAUUGACACUUUCUGUGUUUUUGUUUGUUCGACCUGCACACGAGCAGAAAUAAAAAAAAAAAAACUGUGUAAACGCGUCUUGUCUUCGCAGUGCCUUCACGUCUCUAAUAAAAACAUCUUCUGAUCGAA